AUGUCUGAUCUUGCUCAACAACAAUUACAUUCACUCGUUCUUUCAGCCGAGUUGAAAUCAGAAAACGAAAAUGUCGAACAACUCGGUCCGAUCAUAAAAUCCAUUUAUGACACAGAACGACAAGAAGUUUUCCUUGAACAGUUAGCUACUUUUGUAAGAAAGAAAGAAGGCGAGAUUGAGCGGAUGUGUAAUAGUAAUUAUCAGGAAUUCGUACAUUCCGUAGAUCAAUUGUUAAAAGUUAGACAAGGAACUGUUAAUUUAAAAAAUAAGAUCAUUGAUUUGAAUUAUGAUCUUCAAAAAUCUGGAAAAAAAGUUGCUGCAAAGAAAAAGGAACUUAUCCAAACGCGUAAAAUUCAGAAAAAUAUUGAUGAAGCAGUGGAGACUUUACAAUUAUGUUUAAAUGUUCUUGACAUGGCCAAUCGAGUUAAUUAUCUAGUCGAAGAGCAAAAAUAUUAUUCUGCUUUGAGG
Molecule: messenger RNA, 468 nt
Organism: Racocetra persica
Lineage: Eukaryota; Fungi; Glomeromycota; Glomeromycetes; Diversisporales; Gigasporaceae
Source: the annotation of a GenBank genome assembly